Molecule: messenger RNA, 555 nt
Organism: Penicillium coprophilum
Lineage: Eukaryota; Fungi; Ascomycota; Eurotiomycetes; Eurotiales; Aspergillaceae
Product: ribosome biosynthesis protein NIP7
Exons: 8
Coding region: 1-555 (184 amino acids)
Biological process (GO): ribosome assembly
Cellular component (GO): nucleus
Molecular function (GO): RNA binding
Source: RefSeq, a predicted model, not a curated record
AUGAGAUCCCUCACAGAAGAAGAGACACGGACGAUCUUCACGAAGCUAGCUGCCUAUACCGGCCGCAGUCUCAAUGCUCUCAUUACCCCGGCCGAAGAUGGAACCCAGAGUGUUUUCCGUUUGCAAGGAUCUCGAGUUUACUACAUGAGAAAGGACCUCGCCAACCUGAGCGUUUCAUUUCCUCGCGACGCCCUUCUGAGCUGUGGCACACUCAUAGGCAAAAUGACAAAGACUGGCAAGUUCCGCAUCAACUUGACAGCCCUGGAUCUCCUCGCGCAACAUGCCCGGUACAAGGUCUGGAUCAAAGCAAACGGAGUGAUGCCUCUGCUCUAUGGCGGUUCAGUUUUAAAGGCCCAUGUGGCUAGAUUCAGUGAAGACUGCCCUGAAAACGCGGGUGUUAUCAUUUUGGAUUCGAAUGACGUGCCGCUGGGAUUCGGAGUUACAGCAAGAUCAUCCGCGCAGAUCGCAAAGUUGGAUCCUACCAGUAUCGCCGUCCAUCGUCAGGCCGAUUCAGGAGAGUACCUUAGAGAGGAGGAUACCUUGUUCACAACUUAA